CACACAUAUCAUUCGUGUACCGUUUCCGCUUUUUCCUUUCUCCUUCUCUCUCUUCGUAAACCUCUCUCUCUGUUAAAAAGUUUCGAUUUUUUCUUGUUUUGAUCCGCGUGAAUCGAAGUCGCCCUCUCGAAUCAGGAGAAGAAACCUCGUUUUGUUCCCAAUUGUAGCUCUGGGAUCCGUGCGUUACCUGAAGAUUCUUUUUUUCUUUUUGCGUUAAUUCUGUCUCGAGAUUUUAGAAUUCUAAGAGGUAUUGAAAAGUUGAAACCUUUAAUGUUUUAUGGGAUUCUUCAACCUUGAUCGGUGAUUGGAUUUGAAUUAAGGGUUCUUCUUGUUAGCCACUGAGUGGCGUUUUUCGUCUUCUUUCUCUCUCUUUUCGUUUAUUGAUUUUGGGGAUUAUGAAUGGUUUUGGAGAUGUUUGUUCUUCAAGUGGGUCGGUGAUGAUCGGGGAAGACAACAAGGCUGAGAUGUCUUCAGAAGAUUCUUCUUGCCCUGACGAGUCGGUGUCAGAGACAGACCUCGACCUAGCUUUGGGCCUUAGCAUUGGUCUGAAAGGUCGUCGGAAAGUCCGGUCUUCUAUGUCUUCCUCGUCUUCUUCUCUCACCAGAGAAAGUGGAACGAAACGCUCUGCUGAUUCUUCUGCCGCUGCCUCAAACGCUACCAGACAAGUUGCCGUAGGUUGGCCGCCUCUACGGACUUACAGAAUUAACAGUUUGGUCAACCAAGCUAAGUCAUUAGCUACUGACAUUCCAAAGGACACAGCAAAAAUUGGCGUGGUGGCUGCAAAGAAGGAUGAUGAUUCCUUUAUCAAAUCUACCAGGACUUCUAUGCUUGUGAAGGUGACAAUGGACGGAGUUAUAAUUGGAAGGAAGGUUGAUCUCAAUGCUCUCGAGUCUUACGAAGCCUUGGCGAAAACUUUGGAACAAAUGUUUUUCCAGAUACCUUCUUCUGUAACAGGAUCAAACACACAAGGAUGCAAGAAAAUCAAGGAAACACAAGCUUGUAAAUUGCUGGAUGGCUCAUCAGAAUAUAUCAUAACGUAUCAAGAUAAAGACGGAGAUUGGAUGCUUGUAGGAGAUGUUCCUUGGCAGAUGUUCCUUGUGUCCGUGAAAAGACUGAGAAUCAUGAAGACAUCAAGUGAAACCGGAGUUGGUGCAUAUGAUCAAUGAUGGAAGUGGGAACAGAGAGAUAUGAAAAGAGACAAGUACACAGAUAACAAAAGCCAGGGUUCGUUUCUUGUUUCUUCAAUUCAUUACAUCUCUUUGAUCUGUAAAUUGUUAAUCACAUUCAGAUAUAUGAGUAUACACAAAUGUACAUGUCUCUUGUGGUCGUUUGUGAAUAUCAAACAACAACUGAACCUUCUCUUUGAAGAUAUUUGUAUACAGUAUUUAGGGUUUAUCGCUCCUAUGGCGCCUGACUCACUAUACAGCUCGAACUCAAUUUUAUU
Molecule: messenger RNA, 1444 nt
Organism: Camelina sativa (false flax)
Lineage: Eukaryota; Viridiplantae; Streptophyta; Magnoliopsida; Brassicales; Brassicaceae
Product: auxin-responsive protein IAA10
Biological process (GO): regulation of DNA-templated transcription
Cellular component (GO): nucleus
Source: RefSeq, a predicted model, not a curated record